AUUAAGAUGGGGGGUAUAUCCGUUGAUUGAUUGGAGUCGCACAGAUUACAAGGAAUUAAGAACGUCUACACUCCAAGUCAUUUUUAAAGAAGAACGCAGGGAAAUCCGGGCAACCGGGACACAGGCGAGCCAUUCCAAAUCCAACAGAACAGCAACGACUGUGAAUACACAUAAAUAGGAAGGAGCUAAACAUGACAGACCUCUCCCCAGAGGAAAAAGAAGCAUUAGAGAUCAGACGGUCCUUUGACUAUCUUGAUGUAAAUAAAGAUGGGAGAAUAUCAGUUCAAGAGGUUGUACGAGGGACACAAAUCCAUGGCUUAAAUCCCACAGGCCAAGAAGCCGACGAAAUGAUCGCAGAGAUGGACAUCAGCGGGAAUGGCUACGUGGAAUUUGAAGAGUACGAAAAGUUUAUGAAAAAGGAACUCAAGAAAAUGGACUAUGAGCAAAAACUGUUGUUAGAUGCUUUUAAGAAAUUUGACAAAGAUGACAAUGGCUACGUAUCGUUUGAGGAGCUAAAGAAAGCUCUCUGUGGCAAGGGGGAUCGUAUGUCUGACGAGGACGUCAAUUAUUUCUUUGAGGAAGCUGAUUCCAACAAAGACGGCAAAAUAGAUUAUAAAGAGUUUGUAAAAUGGUUUACAACCAUGUAGAUUCAACCAUGUAGAUUCAUCUCUGUACGUAAAAGACAUAACCAAAAUAUUAUUUAUUCAAUAUUGUUUCCCAAAUGAUUGUCGACAUUGUCCUCAUAUGUAAGUUAAUUUACAAUGAAAUUAGUUUUCAAGAAGAUUAUCCGAGAGACCAGUUAAAAAAAGUUUAAUUGUGGAUCAUAAAUCCAAAUUCCAAACCAGGAGAGUACCUCGUGAAGAGUAAUGCAUUUCUGUAGCUUUAACAGUUGAUGAUGCGGUAAAAACAUGUAUUUUCUGUAUAAGCUUUACUGUUUUCCAAAUGAAUGGUUGCUCAGGGCUUAUUUUUGUGAAAUAAAAAAACAACCUAAAA
Molecule: messenger RNA, 993 nt
Organism: Magallana angulata
Lineage: Eukaryota; Metazoa; Mollusca; Bivalvia; Ostreida; Ostreidae
Product: calmodulin-like
Exons: 5
Coding region: 192-647 (151 amino acids)
Molecular function (GO): calcium ion binding
Source: RefSeq, a predicted model, not a curated record